AUGUUGGAAAUAAGACACGUCUCUCUGUCUGUCUAUCUCAGUCUGCUUCUUUCUUUCUUUCUUUCUUUCUUUCUUUCUAUCUAUCUAUCUAUCUAUCUAUCUAUCUCAGUCUGCUUCUAUCUAUCUAUCUAUCUAUCUAUCUAUCUCAGUCUGCUUCUAUCUAUCUAUCUAUCUAUCUAUCUAUCUAUCUAUCUAUCUAUCUAUCUAUCUCAAUGCAAAUCCAGGCUCCCCCUCACUCUUACUCCCCCCUCUCUUACUUUCCUCUCUUACUCCCCUCUCUUACUCCCCUCUUACUUUCCCCUCUUACUUUCCCUCUCUUAUUUUCCCUCUCUUACUUUCCCUCUCUUACUCCCCUCUUUUACUCCCCCUCUCUUCCUUUCCCUCUCUUACUCUCCCUCUCUUACCCCCUCUCUUACUCCCUCUCUUACUUCCCCCUCUUACUCUCCCUCUCUUACUCCCCCUCUUUACUUUCCCUCUCUUUUUCUUUCCCUCUCUUACUCCCCCCCUUUUUCUCCCCCCCCCCUCUCUACUUUCCCUCUCUUACUCUCCCUCUCUUACUUCCCUCUCUUACUCCCCCUCUCUUACCCCCCCCCCGCUGGGCGCCUAAUAUGUCGGCUUAGGUCCCUGUUGGGCGAUGUGAAAUCGAGGCACAUGGCAUUUUAUGAUUAG
This is a messenger RNA of Acanthosepion pharaonis, 669 nucleotides long. NCBI's taxonomy places the organism in Eukaryota, Metazoa, Mollusca, Cephalopoda, Sepiida, Sepiidae. The record is from the annotation of a GenBank genome assembly.